AUGGCCAUGAAGGUAGACACGACAGGGGUCCCUGGCCGUGACUGCGACCGAGGGGCCACCAGGGAACACAUGCAGGCGGUCACUCGGAACUACAUCACCCACCCCCGUAUCACCUACAAGACCGUGUGCAGUGUCAAUGGGCCCCUGGUUGUACUGGACCAAGUUAAGUUUGCCCAGUAUGCAGAGAUUGUCAACUUCACCCUUCCCAAUGGGACUCAGAGGAGCGGGCAGGUGCUUGAGGUGGCUGGGACCAAAGCAAUUGUACAAGUGUUUGAAGGGACCUCUGGGAUCGACGCCCAGAAAACCACCUGUGAAUUCACAGGGGACAUCCUCCGGACCCCAGUGUCAGAGGACAUGCUGGGUCGGGUUUUCAAUGGCUCCGGCAAACCCAUUGACAAGGGGCCAGUAGUCAUGGCAGAGGACUUCCUGGACAUCAAUGGCCAACCCAUCAACCCCCAUGGGCGCAUCUACCCUGAGGAGAUGAUCCAAACGGGAAUCUCACCCAUCGACGUCAUGAACAGUAUCGCCCGGGGCCAGAAGAUCCCCAUCUUCUCUGCAGCCGGGCUCCCCCACAAUGAGAUCGCUGCCCAGAUCUGCCGCCAGGCCGGGCUGGUGAGGAAGUCCAAGGCUGUGCUGGAUUAUCAUGACGACAACUUUGCCAUCGUCUUUGCAGCCAUGGGGGUGAACAUGGAGACAGCCAGGUUCUUCAAGUCUGACUUCGAGCAGAACGGUGCCAUGGGGAACGUGUGCCUCUUCCUGAACUUGGCCAAUGACCCCACGAUCGAGCGGAUCAUCACCCCGCGUCUGGCGCUGACCACGGCCGAGUUCCUCGCCUACCAGUGCGAGAAGCACGUGCUGGUCAUCCUGACGGACAUGAGCUCCUACGCAGAGGCCUUGCGGGAGGUCUCGGCUGCCAGGGAGGAGGUGCCUGGGCGCCGGGGCUUCCCCGGCUACAUGUACACGGACCUGGCCACUAUCUACGAGCGGGCAGGCCGCGUGGAGGGCCGGAACGGCUCCAUCACGCAGAUCCCCAUCCUCACCAUGCCCAACGACGAUAUCACCCACCCCAUCCCGGACCUGACAGGCUUCAUCACAGAGGGACAGAUCUAUGUGGACAGACAGCUUCACAACAGACAGAUCUAUCCCCCCAUCAACGUGCUGCCUUCCCUGUCUCGACUGAUGAAGUCGGCCAUCGGAGAAGGCAUGACGAGGAAGGACCAUGGAGAUGUGUCCAACCAGCUGUACGCCUGCUAUGCCAUCGGGAAGGACGUGCAGGCCAUGAAGGCCGUGGUAGGCGAGGAGGCGCUCACGCCCGAGGACCUGCUCUACCUGGAAUUCCUGCACAAGUUCGAGAAAAACUUCAUCAACCAGGGCCCCUACGAGAACCGCUCGGUGUUCGAGUCCCUGGACCUGGGCUGGCAGCUGCUGCGUAUCUUUCCCAAAGAGAUGUUGAAGCGCAUCCCGCAGAGCGUCAUCGAGGAGUUCUACCCCCGGGAAGGGGCGCCGCAGGACCCCACGGUGGACACUGCGCUCUAACCCCUGCCUGCAGCACCAGCCUGCGCCUGCGCAGGACCCACCGCUCCACGACCCUUCCACGCCCUCGCC
This is a messenger RNA of Elephantulus edwardii (Cape elephant shrew), 1605 nucleotides long. RefSeq names its product ATPase, H+ transporting, lysosomal 56/58kDa, V1 subunit B1 (gene ATP6V1B1). The coding region runs from base 1 to 1536 and encodes 511 amino acids. The transcript is spliced from 14 exons. Gene Ontology annotation, cellular component: proton-transporting V-type ATPase, V1 domain. Gene Ontology annotation, molecular function: proton-transporting ATPase activity, rotational mechanism; ATP binding. Gene Ontology annotation, biological process: ATP metabolic process; proton transmembrane transport. NCBI's taxonomy places the organism in Eukaryota, Metazoa, Chordata, Mammalia, Macroscelidea, Macroscelididae. The record is from RefSeq and is a predicted model, not a curated record.